Molecule: messenger RNA, 2919 nt
Organism: Amphibalanus amphitrite
Lineage: Eukaryota; Metazoa; Arthropoda; Thecostraca; Balanomorpha; Balanidae
Product: optomotor-blind protein-like
Exons: 12
Coding region: 49-2628 (859 amino acids)
Biological process (GO): positive regulation of DNA-templated transcription; cell fate specification; regulation of transcription by RNA polymerase II
Cellular component (GO): nucleus
Molecular function (GO): DNA-binding transcription factor activity, RNA polymerase II-specific; RNA polymerase II cis-regulatory region sequence-specific DNA binding
Source: RefSeq, a predicted model, not a curated record
GUGCCGGUGGGGGUGUGAGGUGCGACCCAGCCGCCACUGUGAGCCGAAAUGGGUGACUGGAGCGGUCUGAGCCCGCGCGCCAGGGCGUUUUCCGUGGCGGCACUACUGCAGCUCUCGGAAGCUGCCGGUCACGCAGGCCGAGCGUCUCGGCGAUCAGAGACGACUGAAAACGAUGGCAGUUCAGAUGAAAACUACGUUCUUCAAAAUCCCACCGAUGGCCUUGCAGAAGCUGGUACUAUUUUCAACCAUGCAAUGUAUGCCCCAUUUGGAGGUCAAGUUCAGCCAGCAUUAUCAGCUAGAGCGACACAGAGUCCGGCGGACGGGAGAAGCAGUUGGUCUCCAAAUACUAUCACAACACGAGGCAUCGGGUCAAAUGAAGUCAACCAGCUGCCAGCACGGUUCAACAGAUCACCCUCUGACUGGAGUGAAUUCGCUGCGCCGUCAGACCAUCUCGGAAAAGUGACCGGUACACAAAACACUCUACGGAAGGAUGACCUCUUCUCCAGCACUACAGCAAAUCAAGGAUUGAUAUCCUGCGGAAGUCCGAACGUUUUGCAGCCAAGUGAUCACAGUUCGGGUAUCCCAGUCUCGAGCCACUCUACUACCCCGGGUGAUGACGGUGGUCUGAACGACCGGGUGCCCCCCAGGCACGCUGCCUCUGCCACCUUUACCACAUGUUCAAACCCAGCCACAGACCCAGCUAUGGACCCUGCCGUUGAUUCUUCCAGGCACCUGCAAUCGAAUCCGGGAUCAUGUUCCUUCGUCCGAUCACCAAGCUCGCCAGGCGCCCGCCGAAGGAUGAGCCCAAGUCCAGCUCGAGGCACAGAAGAGGGUGCAUCCGACUCCGGAACGGGAAGCGGUGACGAUGAUGAGCAUGAGGAUCUCAGUGCCUUCGCAGCCCCCAGAUCAGGCGGAAUGUCGAGUCAGCCAGUGCCGUCCGAGUGCCCUCCCCAGCAGAGCACGUCUAGUCAAAUGUCUGAGCAGAAAAGGACGACUUCAACAUCUUCAGCGGAGCAGGCACGACUCCCUCCGUGGUCGCCAUUUGCUGACAUGUCGCCAAAGACAGGGCAUGAGCCGGACCGAGUGACUCCUGCUGAGUCGACCCCGGUAGCGGGGCGAGACGUGGCCCCAGUAAAGCCAGAGCCCCCGACGACAUCACGAGACCCGGUUCCCCGGUUUCCUGGCGGGAUGGGAGCGGCGCAUGAGGAGCCCAAGGACCCCAGUCUGGCGGCGCUGGGCAUCACAGCGGAACUCUGCUCCAGAGAUCUGUGGCUGGAGUUCCACGAACACGGUACUGAGAUGAUCAUCACCAAAAUGGGCAGACGCAUGUUCCCAACUGUGAAGGUGCGUCUGCACGGUCUGAAGCCGUCUGACUCGUACAUCGUCUACAUGGACAUUGUGCCGGUGGACGACAAGCGCUACCGCUACAUCUACCACAGCUCGGAGUGGGCGGUGGCCGGCCCUGGCGACUCAGUCAUCGGCCCCAGUCGGUACGUCCAUCCCGACUCACCGGCCCUGGGCCGACUCUGGACGUCUCAGGGCAUCGUCGCUUUCGACAAACUGAAACUGACCAACAGGAGGGUCGCGUGUAGCCCAGCGCAGAUUUCUCUGCAUUCCAUGCAGAAGUACCGGCCUCGUGUUCACGUGCAGUGGACAAACGACCUUGUGACCCCCGUUGAAGAGCAGAUUGACCUACGCAGGUCACUGACCUUCUCCUUCCGGGAGACAGAGUUCAUUACGGUCACAGCCUAUCAAAACCAAGAGAUAACACGUCUGAAGAUCGCUAGCAACCCGUUCGCCAAGGGUUUCCGAGACAUCCCCGCCAGCAAACGUUUGAGAGCGUCCCCGACCCGGCGGCCGCUGCUGUCUGACCCGCGGUCGGCAGGCUUGAGCAACGCCGGUCGCUCGCUGCGGCAGACCCUGCCUCGGACACGCGCAGACGAGCAGCUGUUUCGCCGUCCCCGCGGAACGUUCAACGUCAACAGUCGACAGCUGGAGCAGGGACUGCGCAGCGCGGCGGUGGCGCCCUCCUUCGGUGACCUGCUCUUCUCUGACCCCCGCAGAGCACCGCUCAAUUUGACGCUGAACAGAACUGGAAGUGCAAAUGCACUCUUUAGAAGAGAGUUUGCCAAUCGUAGACGAGAUCCCGUUAUUGACGUCACGCUGACCAACAACGUGACGCAGGCUGAGCGACAGCGGCGCGUCACCAACGUGACGGAGCUGGAGCGUAACGUGACGCAGGUGACGGAGGACGGGCCGCCCGGCACCGCGGCCAACCUGACCAGCCGCCUGCAGCGCCGCAGUCUGGGCAACCGCGUCCUCACCACCAACUCGGAGUCGAGGGCGCGCGGAGUCGAGAUCCGACUCAGCUUCGACGAUACCGGAUCCACGUUACAACUAUCGGCCGACAAUCGACGCACCCUCACUGACAUCCAGCGAGACGACAACGACCGAACGAUUGUCAGAAAUUCAACCGACAUCUUCACCGAAACUGGAUUUUCGAGACAAAUACGCAACAUGCGACGAAAUAGAGACAGAGUAAACACUGCCAACGUUAAUGAGACUCAAACAAACUUAUCCGUGGGUCUCGGGAUUCAACCUCGUAAUAGAACCGUUCUCCAACGGUGACCACCUGCCAGCAGACACACUUCGAAUGCUACAGAGAAGAAUGGGAAACCUUCAUUUUCGUGUACUUGGGAAUGAUAAAAGGCGCAGCCAUACAAGCAGUCCACUGACCGUAAACCGAAUCAAUCAACUUGAUUUACAUUUACUUCUAAGGGGAGCAGUGGAAUCACAAGUAACUUUUGCAAGAUCCUGUAUGAAUCAAAUUUAGCUUUUUGGUAGAGCUCUUGUUUUCAAUUAAUAAUUGGGUUAAAAAUGUACAGAAGGCUGGAAUACACCGAGGAGCUGCAAAGCUUU